AUGGCAGCAAAUGGGUAUGAGUACGAGCCGGGAGGUGAUGGUUUUGCCAACCGCAGACGAAGACCACGACCUGUCACUGACUACGGGUCGUCGCUUGUACAAUACAUGCGAAGUCGCCGACCACGGUACAGAGGGUCACACCAUCUCGAAGCCGAAAGACCCAGCCCGAGUUAUAUCGUCGAUGUGCUUCCUCCCGCAGCAAAGCUGGACUGUCCCGCCGACGCUAUACCCGUACGGCACCUACAUUCCUCCCUCGGCAAGUCUAAGAAGCCAGUCACGGUGGUAAGGUGGAUGCCAGAAGGGCGUCGGCUGCUGGCUGGAGUACACAAUGGAGAAUUUAUGCUGUGGAAUGGCAUGGCCUUCAACUUUGAGACAGUAACUGCCGUGGGCUCCUCCUCUCUUCGAGCAGCGGAAUGGUCGCACAAACGAGAUUGGCUUUUGGCGGCGAAUGAUGAAGGAAUAGUCUACUAUCUUCAGCCUACACUCAACAAUCCACACAAAUUUCAAGCUCAUGCAAUGCCUGUGCGAGAUCUUGCCUUUGCUCCGUCGGAUUCCAAGUUCGUGACAGCAUCAGAUGAUGCCACUCUCAAGAUCUGGGACUUCACCACCUCAAAUGAUGAGUCCACUCUGCAGGGCCACAAUUGGGAUGCCAAGUGUUGUGACUGGCAUCCUUCGAAAGGUCUCAUUGUGUCAGGCAGCAAAGACCACUCGGUGAAGUUGUGGGAUCCUCGCUCCACCCGGAACCUGACCACGCUUCAUUCUCAUAAAAAUGCGCUUACUGCAACAGUCUUCUCGCGUCUCCGCGACCAACUAUUGGCAACAGCGGGCCGAGAUAAUCUAGCUCGGAUCUUUGACCUCAGAAUGAUGCGUGAUGUGUGCGUCUUAAGAGGUCACGAAAAGGGCAUAACUGCAGUCUCAUGGCAUCCGGUCCACUCAUCUCUACUCUCUACUGGCUCAGAUGAUGGCUCAAUACAUUCGUAUCUUCUCGACGAACCCAACCCUCCUGUCGGGGUAUCAACCUCCGAGGUCUCCCCGUACAAUUCUCUUGAUCCGUCAUCUACACCAGCCCAAUCCAUCUAUCCAGCCCAUCGUAUCUCGCAUGCACACGAAUCAAGCGUCUGGUCAUUAGAUUGGCAUCCGCUUGGACAUAUACUAGCCUCUGGCUCCAAUGAUCAUUUCACUCGAUUCUGGAGCCGUGCUCGACCUGGUGAGACCAAUUGCUUCAAAGACCAGUAUCACCUGGGCGAAGAAGGUGCGGAAGCACAAGGUACGUGGGAUCGUAAAUAUGGUCGCAAGCAGGCGCGUGAGCAAGAGGAGCAAGAAUUGGAAGACGAGGCGGAAGGUCUGGAAGAUCAACGUGCCUCGGGAGCCAACACGGCUUUCUCAAUUCCGGGUCUUCCAAUCCCUGGCAUCAAUGGCAGUGGAUCUAAUCUUCUUCCGGGGAUGGGUCAUGUACCGCCGCCGCCCGUCCAAGCAGGCAGUGCUGCGAGCAUGCCCAGCAUAGCUGGAAUGGACCCAACACGUUUGGCCCAGUUAUUUCCACAAGCCAAUCCAGGCUUCGUGCCACCGCCUCCUCCGCCGGGGGCUCCCGGUGGGUUGCCCGUAGACUUCUCAAAGCUUCAAUUACCUGCGGGCUUCAAGCUCCCACCAGGUUUUCCGCCUCCUCCUGUACCUGGCGGCUUCCCGCAAGGACAGCCCAACGGCUUACCUGGUCUGGUUGGUAAUGUCCCAGGCUUGAACGGAGCCGGUGAAGACUCUAGUAAUGGUGGUAUUAGACGAAGAGCGCCAUUACCGAGCCAGCAGGAAAGUCUGAUGGCUGAGCAGAGGAGGGGAAAUUUCCGGAUAUCACGAUAA
Endocarpon pusillum Z07020 is the source of this 1854-nucleotide messenger RNA. Its product is annotated as Polyadenylation factor subunit 2. The coding region runs from base 1 to 1854 and encodes 617 amino acids. The record is from RefSeq and is a predicted model, not a curated record. NCBI's taxonomy places the organism in Eukaryota, Fungi, Ascomycota, Eurotiomycetes, Verrucariales, Verrucariaceae. The transcript has a single exon. Gene Ontology annotation, cellular component: mRNA cleavage and polyadenylation specificity factor complex. Gene Ontology annotation, molecular function: protein binding.